AUGUCUACGAUAAACGAACUAGCAGACGAUUGUUUGGAGCUCAUUUUCAUCCAUUGUGAAGGCAAUCCUUGGACACUAUCAAGCAUUUCAAAGGUGUGUCGGCGAUGGUAUCAUAUCGCUCAAAGACCCUCAGUGUGGCGUACGCUUCAAGUCAGUCUUCCAUACAAACAUACUGCCUAUUUCGAAUUCCUUUCUUCUGAAUACACCAAACAGCACCUGGCGUCCGUAAAGCAUUUGCAAAUAUCAAAACCAACCGAGACUCGACACAGCCAUCCGAAAUCACUGCCUUUGGAAGCAUUAAAACAUGUCACACACUUGGAAACAUCCAAUCUCUGUUUGGCAGAAAUAGGCCAUUUAUCCCAACAGGUCAAGCUGAUAACAUCUGAUAUCGAAUCAAUUACGUGCAAUAAUAUCGAGACUUGGUGCGACACAAGACAGUUCAGCACAGAUUUAUUCUCGGCUCACCCUCACUUACAUCAAGUUUGCUUCCAUUUCAACGAAGAUGGGCAUUCAGGGUUUGCAUCAAUCCAUAAUGCACCAGAAUCAGCAGCGCCUGCUCUGAAUGGUAUUAAAUCAUUGAUGCUAACAAGUGUGCGAGACGACGAGGCUAUGGAUCAGCAUGACGUGUUGGAAAAGGUGCAGAUAGUAGAGGCAAACAUGGACGAGGUAUUUUCACAAGAGCAGAUACAGCAAGUUGAACAGCAAAAGGCGGGUUUACUGCAGAUUUGGAACGAUGUCGAGCAGAGGUUAUUGAGAAAAUACAGCUACCUCACGAGUCUAAGACAUUUGGAGCAUUUGGAUUUUGGAUUUUGCUAUGCUUGGACGCCUGCCAUGUGGAGAAGCUUUCGCUGUUUGGCAGAAUGCAACCCUCACUUGAAGUAUGUAGGGUUACAUGGCUGGGAUCAGUUGGGCAAGUUGGGUAAAUUUGCUAGUAGAAGCUCAACGUUUCAGCCUAUACGUGCUGAUGCCGAAUCUGCCAUGGCUGAAUGCUUUCAAGUAAUGCCAAAUUUGGCGACUUUGAAGCUUGUUGAUUUCGCUAUUGGACCUGGACUAUUCACAGCUGGUAGACAUAUCGCCAAAUCAAUCUGUCAUAUAAGUGUCAUAUUCACGAAAUACUUUUUAAAAUACUUGAACGAGCAGGCAGAUAUUUGGCAUCUAAUGGGGCCGAUCAAGGAGUUUGUGCAAUUUUCGUUCGCUGAAAAAUGCCUGGAGGACGACACAAGCCUUUGCAAUAUAUUUCUUCACCCCGAUCUGAUAGAUAGAGUGAAUAACAGCCUAUUUUUUAAAGAAGAGUCUCUCACUAAACUCAUACAGAAUGCUGUGAAAGGGAAAAACGUCAAGGUGAAAUUAGCUGAAUACAUUCCUUGA
Mucor velutinosus is the source of this 1368-nucleotide messenger RNA. RefSeq lists its product as uncharacterized. Bases 1 to 1368 code for a protein of 455 amino acids. The record is from RefSeq and is a predicted model, not a curated record. NCBI's taxonomy places the organism in Eukaryota, Fungi, Mucoromycota, Mucoromycetes, Mucorales, Mucoraceae. Gene Ontology annotation, molecular function: protein binding. The transcript has 2 exons.